AUGGCAGCCCAUCCUGGCCCUCUGUCUGAGGCAGGGGCAGAAAGCAGCCUCCAGGAAGUCAACUGGUAGCUUCGGUCACAGCUGGAAAAAACCAGCCAGGACUUCCUAGACCUCAAGGAAAAAUCCCUUGUAUCUGAAGCGACGGCCUACUCCCUGGCCAACCAACUGCGGAAAUAUAAGUGUGAAAAGUCCAGCGACCUCAUCAAAUCCAUGCUGGGGGAGAAGGUGUUGUGUGAGAAAGACAAGCGGGCAGAAACGUUCCCUGAGAAGCUCAGGCUAUGUCACCUGCUGAUCCAAGACCAGGCGAAAGAACUGACCCGCUUAUAUAAGAAGAUUCGGGAAGGGGAAGAGGUUUCCCAUCUGCUUGUUCAGCACCUGGAAGCCCUCCUCAUCCAUGAUGGCGCUGAGCAUUCCCAAGGGCAGGGCUUGCGAGGGCAACUGGCUGAGGGACGCAGGCUGGCCAAGUGCCUUGCCCGGAAGCUCAGCCCAGAAAAUUAUGACCACGAGGGGGACGACGACGACAAUGAUGAUGAAGAAGAAGAAAGAGAAGAAGAAACAACACUGACUAUCUUACAGUACAACCAAAUGGAUCAGGAGGGGCUGAAAGGCCAGGACUCCGUUGCCACUAGGCUCACCACACAGCUGCUAGAGCAGGACACCUCACGGGACACUCCAGAUGAACGCUACCUGACAUACUCAGUGCUUCCCGACCUGUCUGACUCCUACUGGCCUUACAGGAGCUCCGCCAUCUUCUCCCCAGAGGACACACAAGUCUGUUCCUCUCUGCAAGUGGCCAAAUAUCAAUUGAAUCAUGAGGAGGAAGAAGGCGAAGACCCGCUAUGCCCCAGGCCCAGCACAAAGCUUCCAGAGGUGGAAGAGCAGGACUACCAAGGAGACUCGCUGGAUGAAUGCUAUAUGACUUAUUCAGCCCUUCCUGACCUGGCUGACCUGCAUGGGACCUUUGCGAGAGCUGACAGAAACUCCUUCGAUGAUAUGGACGAUUCUUCUGCUCUGGAAGUAGCUAUUGUAGAAAAUCACAAUGAUCUUUUGGAGGUAGAAGACCAAGACCUGAUAUGCCCCAGUCCUCCCUGUAACUCAAGGCUCUGCACAGAGCUGCCCGUGGUAGAAGAGAAUGACGUCCCACAGGACUCCCUGGACGAAUGUUAUUUGACUUCUUCAGUUGGCCAUGACCGGCCAGACACCAGGAGGCCUUGUACAAGUGCCUCAUCCACACGUGACAAGGAAGAAACCUUCGAGGGUCUGGAUGUAGUUGCUCCGAUGCAGUCUCCCUGUCACCAAGAGGCAUCCAGUGGAAACUUGACUUUCCCAAGAGCACAGGGGCAAAGUUCCGGGGCACAGACACAGCCAAGCACCUCGGAGGCUGAUUCCCUGUAA
Molecule: messenger RNA, 1395 nt
Organism: Neogale vison (American mink)
Lineage: Eukaryota; Metazoa; Chordata; Mammalia; Carnivora; Mustelidae
Product: neuroblastoma breakpoint family member 6-like
Exons: 11
Source: RefSeq, a predicted model, not a curated record